Molecule: messenger RNA, 645 nt
Organism: Cucurbita pepo subsp. pepo (vegetable marrow)
Lineage: Eukaryota; Viridiplantae; Streptophyta; Magnoliopsida; Cucurbitales; Cucurbitaceae
Product: PEBP (phosphatidylethanolamine-binding protein) family protein
Source: RefSeq, a predicted model, not a curated record
UUCCCAUGACGCAGCAGACAAGAAGAAGAAGAAGCUAAGGACCAUGGCCGACAGCGAGGAGUUCAGGCUGGCGUCUUCAGCAAUAGACCACGAAGGAAGGUUGCCAAGAAAGUACACAUCAGAAGGCCAAGGGGCGCAGAAGAAUAGAUCUCCGCCGUUGGAAUGGUACAACGUGCCUCAAGGGACCAAGACCCUCGCACUUGUGGUGCAGGACAUCGACGCGCCGAACCCGGACGGCCCUAUUGUGCCGUGGACUGUUUGGGUGGUUGUGAACAUACCGCCAAGCUUGAAGGGCCUUCCCGAAGAUUUCUCUGGGAACCAACAGGGGCUCGGUAAGGAUUAUGCGGCUAUCCAAGAGGGCAACAACGACGAUAAAAUCCCUGGGUGGCGUGUACCCACUUUGCCCUCACUUGGCCACCGCUUUGAGUUCAAGCUCUACGCUUUGGACGAUGAGAUGAACCUCGGCAAUAAGCCGACAAAGGAGAAGCUGUUGGACGAAAUAGAAGGGCACGUGCUGGGAGAAGCUGUAUUAAUGGCGAUCUUCUGAUCAUGGGACGGGACAUUCAACUUUUUGUACUCUUUUUUGUCACUUUCUUAUCUGAAAUGGAGCUGCAGGGGAGAGGAGAAAACUCUGUAUUUUGUGCA